AUGCCCUUCUUCCACUUCCCACGGAGGAAGGGACAGAAACGCAGGUCUGAGGCCUACCACGCACCCUCCAUCCCCAGACUUGAGUACCUCCUCAGCGGGAGACCCAUUCUGGCAGACCAAACCACCCGCACUGACUCCACAGGCAGUGGGAACAACUAUGGGACGUCGAUCUCAGAGACCUGCAGCAGUCACGGUGUCCGACACAAGAGACAUCGGAACUCUCCUGCAGCAACAACCGCAACACAAAAUGUCGACCGCAAAGAACAGGGAGGUAUCCCCUGCACCAAGCCCCGGAGAACUAGCAGUCCCACCACCACAGCUCACCACUGA
This is a messenger RNA of Pelobates cultripes (western spadefoot toad), 330 nucleotides long. The record is from the annotation of a GenBank genome assembly. Lineage: Eukaryota; Metazoa; Chordata; Amphibia; Anura; Pelobatidae.